GGAAGACGCGAGCACGAGAAAGGCAACAGCGAAGCGGCUCAGAGAAAAGCCGAGCCCCGCAUUCCAGGACACAAGGCUGCGUUACUUGGCUCAGCCCCGGGGCGGCCGCUAGCAUUACACUAUCAUUUUUUUUUUAAUGCCAACGUCGGCGCACAGCCCUUUUCAGACGAAAAUGAACCCACUGCUGGGUUCCAACGUCUUUUUACUGCAUCAAGAGCUGCAGAGUCAGAUUGCAGACGCCACGACAGCUGCUGCUACCACCGGAGAGGGGUUGCUGGCGGAUCAAGACUUCUUCCCGGGAGUAGAUUUGUCCUCUUUACAGCAUACGAUUAACGCUAACAACAUCAACAACGCGCCGUUUCCCCCUGCCAUGGCUCUGCGUAAUGACUUAGGGUCCAACAUUAGCGUCCUGAAGACCCUUAAUUUGCGGUUCCGCUGCUUCCUGGCAAAAGUGCACGAACUGGAACGCCGCAACAAAAUUUUGGAAAAGCAGCUGCAGCAGGCUCUGCAGGAAAACGGGGACGUACAGUUGGCAAAACCACCUACCAAGGAUCAGGGCGUUCAGACGGGCUUCGUUGGGCCCAUUUCAAUGCGAUCAGUGCCUUGCAACGUCGGGCCUGGCCCGGCUUACCGCAGCGGCCCCAGUGCCUUCACCCCGACGCUGACGUCAAUUCUGACCCUGGAGCCUACCCACAACCAUGCCAAUGCCAGUAACACCAGCAGCGCCGGCACAGCCACUGUCGACAAUACUCGCUUCCUACCCGGGACGAUCUGGUCUUUUAACCACACUCGUAAACUGGGCACUGGCUUAGAGACUCGGGUGACUGGACCGGGUGUAUCGUGGGUCCAUCCGGACGGCGUCGGAGUACAGAUUGACACCAUCACACCGGAGAUCCGGGCCCUGUACAAUGUGCUGGCCAAAGUGAAAAGAGAGCGGGACGAAUACAAACGAAGGUGGGAAGAAGAAUACACUUUAAGGGUUCAAAUGCAGAACAAAAUUGAAGAACUUCAAGAGGAGGCACAGGAAUCUGCAGCGUGCCAAGAAGAACUUGCCCUGAAGGUACAACAGCUCAAAGCCGAGCUGGUGGUCUUCAAAGGGUUAAUGAGCAAUAACCUCAGUGAAUUGGACACAAAGAUUCAGGAGAAAGCAAUGAAAGUUGAUAUGGACAUUUGUCGACGGAUUGACAUCACAGCCAAACUGUGUGAUGUGGCACAGCAACGAAACUGUGAGGACAUGAUUAAAAUGUUCCAGUCACUGCACUUGUCUCCCCUCAAGGUGGCCCCUAACAGCUCAGGAUCUAUGGGCCGUAGAUCCCGGGAAAGGAAGCAGGCUCAACCAGCCCAGCCAGUUAGUGAUGAUGAGCCUCUCAGUAUGUCGGAGAGUGAAGGCAUUGGUGGUGGUGGACACACAGAGGAGGAUAGCAUGGCUACCAAUCAAAUUAAUGAAGAGAUGCAGAGGAUGCUUAAUCAGCUUCGGGACUAUGACUUUGAAGAUGACUGUGACAGCCUAGCCUGGGAGGAAACAGAAGAAACACUCCUUCUGUGGGAGGACUUUCCUGGAUAUGCAUUGGCAGCAGUGGAGGCACAGGGAGAGCAAGAGGAGAACCUUGAAAAGGUAAUCAAAGACACUGAAUCUCUGUUCAAAUCGAGAGAACGCGAGUACCAGGAGACGAUUGAUCAAAUAGAGCUAGAGUUGGCCACUGCAAAAAAUGAUAUGAAUCGACACUUACAUGAAUAUAUGGAGAUGUGCAGCAUGAAGAGGGGACUGGAUGUGCAGAUGGAGACAUGCAGGAGGCUGAUCACACAGUCUGGAGACAGAAGAUCUCAGUCUGUGGGCCCAUUUUCUGGUGGAGACAAUGGUGCUAGUGAAGAGAGUGAGGACUCGGAAAGAGAAAGGACAUCUCCUCCUGCGAAUGGGAGAUGAAACUAAGUAAAGUGAAAGAAAGACUGGAUGUUUCUUUUGAAAUUAAGAAUAUCCAUCAUGACUCCAUCCUUAGCUCAACACUCCUGUAGUUUUAUACCACAGUUGCUUCUGAGAGUCCAUGUGAAGCAUUGCCCUCCAUAUGUGGAAUAUCUGAUUUAGUGACAUAAUGCACAUUUUAAAAAGAAUGAUUUAAGUAUUACAUAUCUGUGUAAAUCAUGUAGCAUUGGCCAGAUCAUCCUAAUACUCAGGGGACUCUAUCUGUAGAGCCUCAGUUUGUUUAUAUGCCAUUUCUUUGUUUAUGUGUUUACAUAUAUGCACUUUGAAGGGUGUGGGUGUGUAUAUAAAUUCUACAAGUUGUAUAUGUAUAUAAAAUAUGUACAUAAACGUGUUAUAUGUAUUACGCUUUACAAGAGGCUUAAAAGAGAAUGUCAAAGAACUGGUAAAUUCCUCAGAAACACUUUCUUAUUCUGUUCUACCUGGGGAGAGGCCUGCUUUGACAAUGUUCUCUUUGUGCCCCACUCACAUGUUUAACAGUUAUGCAUUUAAAAAAAACAUACAUGCAUAUUUUUUUUCCAUCCACAUUUGCUUAGACCUAUGUUUUCACAAAAGUCAGCAGUUGUGGUAUUUCUGUUUUCCAGAGGUAGACAUGCAAUAAGCCAGCUUUUUUGCCAUUAUGCUUGCCAAAGCAUCCUCCACUGCUGAAAAUAAGAUAAUGCUAUGAGGCAGGGGAACCAGAGUGUUCUAUAAAAUAUGGCACAUUUAGUUUUUUAAAUGUUUCUGUGAUUGGAACCAAAGUUUUCUUGCAUUCAAAAAAUGAAAAUAUAGCAUUAAAAAUGUUAAUGGGAUGGAAAAAUCCUUUGAUUCUCUUUUUCUCUUCUCUGAGUUGUAUUUACAUUGACUCUCUAAGAGUCAGUUCAACUCUUGACAAAGUUGUUAAUUUUCAUAAUCAUUUUGUGUCCUUUUUUAUGGCACUAUCUGGUCACACUGCUAUUAUGGCAUCCAUCUUUAGCACUUCUGUCUCAGUGAAUGCAAGUACUGGUUAUGAGGUGUGGGACUUCUGUAGAUGCAAGGGUCAGAAGGAGGAAACAAAGCCAAAAUGAUUUUACACUGCUUGCUGAAUUUCCAAUGUUUAGUGUGUAUGACUACAAGUUAACUUACAGAAUGUUAAUAUAAUCUAUUGUUUAAAUGUGUAUAAACUAUUUCCAGUAAGUACCACAAGAGUCCAGAUCUAUUUCUUGCUGAAUGUGCUGUAUGGGGAUUUGCCAGUAUAAGAAAGAAGAAUCCCAAAUUCAACUGAUGCUUGAAGGUUUUGUUUUGUCACUCCACAGGAUUCCCAAGCUAAUUAAUUGCCUAAAAACCUAAAAGGCCUAACCUCAGUAAUUCUACUAGCACGGCAGGUGCCAGUGCUGGAUCACUGGUACCAGUAAUGUUUACAUUGUAUAUUACCUAUAAAUACCAGUGCAAAGCAGGGGGAACAGUCUUGCUAUUUCAGAAAUGCAGUCUUAGCAUGUGGCCACAUUGGCGAGUUUAACAAAUGAGGCUCUAUUGAAUGUUUUCAGGGGCAAGUUGGUACUUCUCAUUUUUAAAGUUUAAUGCUCUGAAUGUCAGACAUUCAGCUGUGGAAUGUGUACAUAACCUGAAAGCACCAGUUUAAAAUGGCGCUAGUAAUUAAAUUUGCCUGUUAGACUGGAUUUUAUUAUUUAAGCCUGUAUUCUCAAAAUAUGUGUAAAUAUUGAAAGUUUCAGUAUGCUAUACUUGAAUUUGGACAUGUCUCAGCUUGAGACGUUGUAGAUUAUGGCACUGGUUCAGUGCUGUGCUAGCUAGCUUUUUAAAUACCUAUUGGUGCAUUCACCAGUAUGGUAAAUUGGUGACUGGACACGCGUCUCUUUAAGCAAUUAAAUGCCAGAGUUGAAAAUGUUGAUUUUAGUGUAUAUCAUAAGUGUCUGCAUACUCCGCGUGCUGGUAGGUGGUCUUUUGAAGAGCUCAGGGCUGUUUGGUUAAAUACAAUCACUAGCAAGAUUCAUACAAAAGUGUUUAAAGUGAGCUCAGGUAAGAUAGUUAAUGAGGGACCUCAUAGGAUACUAGGUUUAUCCUUGUACAGUAUGUAAAUAUGUAACUGAAACAGAGAUUUAAGUCAUACACCCUGUUGCAUAUGUAACAUAAGAGAAACAUGGAAGAAAGUCAAUAUCUGGUGCAUUUAGUCAAUACUUCACAUUUAGAUUACCUAAAUGGUGCUGGCAGAAGUGAAGUGAUGCAGAAAUACUUUGGUAUCCUAUAGUCUUAUGACUAAAGAGUUGGAUUUCAGAUCCAAAGUUUUCAAGUCAUAAAGGAUGAGAAACUCUGCAUUUGUACAGUAGUUGCAAUUGUCUAAUUUACCAUGCAAUGGCAGGGAUGUUUAUACUUACUUCUCUAUGGGGACCCAUUUUGAAGCCCAGGACAUGUGGAUUCCUUAUAACAACUGCCAUAUAUUUUGUCGAUGUUAAAGGCCAUAUUUAUCUGUUGCUUGUUUUUCUUUUUUUUUUUUUUUCUUUCAAAUUAUAAUUUCUAACUCAAGCUAAAACUGGUAAAAAAUCAAACACAUUUUUGUGCUAUUAAGAGUGUAGAAAAUAUCAAAAUCCAUCCACCCAGCUUCUAAACCCACUUAUUCAGAAGAUAGUCUUUGGAAACUCGAGACAGUCCCUAUGAGCAUUGCGCGCAAGGCAGCAACAAUGACUGACCAGGCUAUCACACACACCCAUCGGGACAAACAUACCAUCAUCAAUCCACUUAACCUGCUUGUCUUUGGACUGUGGGAGGAAACGUAGCAGAGACCAUGCAAACUCCACACAGGGAGCACCCAGGACCAGUCACCUUGUUGUGAGGUAGCAGUACUACUUCUGUCACCCAAAUGUCAACUUUACAUUUCCAAUGUUUAUGUUAAUUAAAUAUCAACAUAACUUUCUCAAUCCUGUGUAAUUUGAUUUAGUAUUGCAGGGGGACAGAGACAAUCAUGUCAGCACACAAUACAAGGUAGGACAGAGCAGUAGAUUAACCAGUCCAGGGCCUGUAUUUAUCAAGCAUCUCAGAGCUGAAAAAUGGUCCCAACUGGGUCAGAAAUCUCAGAGUGAUGGAUGUUUGGUCCUACUAAUUAGGCAGAGUUGAAAAGCAUUUUUAUCAAGUUAUUUUAAUUUAGGGAACUAUUCCUAACUUCACCAGGAUUUAAGAGAGCUCACAAGUUGACCUAACUUACUAGGAGCUGCCAGAAGAUUGCUUUUAGGCAGAGACUGUCAGACAGGUCCUAGGAAAGCCAAAACGUUUUGGAAAUGCUGGGUAACAAUGAACUUGUAAAAAUAUAUUUGACAGAGAUGGAAUAACAUUGGUAACAAAUGUAUGUUACACAAUUGGUCCAUCUACAUAGAGAAGCCAUGUGUAGUCCGCUCACAAUAAAACAUUAUGUGUAAAAUGCAGCUUUGAAGUAGCGAUGACUAUGUCACAAUCAGACAUUUUUCAAAUUUUGUACCAAACUUUGAAUGCCCUCACAAUUCAUCGCAAGCUGUAUUUUUUCAAAUCCACAUGCACAUAACUAUCGUUGCCCCAAGUGUGGAUGAGCACACAUAUGUCAGUCGCAAGUGAUACCCUGCAGACAGUAUGGGUGGUUGACACAAAAUGUCACACAGGUAUGCUGAGAACCCUUGGAACAUUCACAUAGCCGUUUACAAGCCCAGGAAAGUUCAAGAAGGUAGGCAAAGACUCCUCCCAGGGCAUUGGAUAAACUGAACCUUGCACAAAAUAAAUUGGGGCACAGUAGAAGACUAUCAGGACAUUGGAAGAGUGAACAUGAUUUCAGAAACAGUGCAAGAAUAGCUGUUUGCUAGCUAGUUUCAGUAAUUGUUACUUUAAUGUGGUUUUUCCCAUUGCCAUACCAGUACCAGUAUGGCUGUGGAUUAUCCAGUCAUUCAUCCAUUUUAUAUGGCACAAGUCAGAUACAAUUCCUGGAUCUUUCAUUGUUAAACUGGCACAAUUUUGGGCUUUUAUUUGGUGUGUGUGUCUUGGUCCUUCCUUCUCAGUGCUCGUUAUAGCAUUGUUCUUUAUGUUGUUACAAAGUCUAACAAUUAUUUGCAACUUAGAGCAAUAACCUACCUUAUUGUGUUUUCCUUCUUCUUCGACUACUUUGAAUAUUAUUAUUGUUAUUAUCUUCAUGGUGCAGUCUUAGCAUUAGUAUCAGAAAACUAAAAAACUAUGUCAUCAUGACUUCCAGUUUGCAGCUUGGGGUGUUGGUAAGUUGUGAUGUCAUUUAUUGCCAGACAUGACCUCCUACUUCUCGCCGAGACUGGGACUAGGAUGCUUCAUAAAUAUCUCUUAUUCUGUGAUGUUUAGUGUAAUUCUGAGAUGCUUGAUAAAUAUGUGCCCAGAUUUCAUUACUUUCUACAUUUUAAAAUGAACAUAACAAAAUAUGCCUACAUUGCAAGCUACUGAAAUAGCAUAUAAAACAACAUAGUUCCAUAUACUCAAUAGAUACUCAAUUUAUGUAUCACUUAUGAAACCACACACUUCCAUUAGAAGUACAUUAUGGAAGAGUCUUAAGAUAAUUAAGGUAUAUCAAAUAAAAUAAGAACAGUCUAGGAUUUUGAAGUGGUGUCAGGAGAGUUUUAUAAUGAGUCCAUAUGUCAGAAUUGGUGAACCUUAUGUGUGAAAAGGUGAGUCGUUGAUGAUGAAUGUAGAGUAAAAAUAUGCCUCAGUCAUUAUGGAAGACAUGUUUCUCAGUAGGCCCAGAUCUCAGAUUUAGGCUUGAGGACCCCAGGAGUUCCAGUUUCAUUAAGUCAAUGUAUUCCUAACACUUAAUAACAGUUUUAACAUGACCUGUUUCCCUGCUGGCACAUUUAUUAUGUCAAACCCAAUGUAUCAAAUCUGAUUUACUUUACUUUUAAAAGGGAUUAUAUAUAAUGUAUUUUUUUAAAUCGACUUGUUUUUGAGAAUUUUCUUAGGUGUAUGUGCUUUAUAUUUCUUUAGAAAGUAUACAUUUUCUUAAAGCUACAAGCCCUAUUUAAGCAUAUGCUUUUAAAAGAAACUAUUUAGAAACAAUUAAGAAGCCAGGAUUUCAUUUAAAAUCUGCUUAAUAAAAUCAAUACAGCAAAAUGAUAUCAAAACGCAUGUAUUCACACCUUUCAAGCAUAAAUAGAGACCCGUCAAACCAAGAAUUCAGUUAAUGGGUAAGAACAGAAUAUCUGUCUAUCUGUUUUCCAAACUCCUUACUCCAGGGCAAGUGCACCAUGCGCCAAGCCUAAAUGGAGUGCCAUUGGAUCAGAGGCCACUCUUAAUAAUUUCCAAGAGAGCUUCCCGACCUGAAUGUCUUGGCUGAAGAGAGCAUUGGCAGCCAAAGAGAUUAGAGAGCUCCUAAUGCAGGGGUGUAGGCCUAGCAAGUGUAAGCACAAAAUUCAAUGUUUACAUUGCUGCUGCUCUUUAGAAACAUUAUCUAGUGCCCGCCAUUCAUCAUCUGUUCUGUUCUAGUGUCACAUAAGCUACACCUUGGCUUUAAUAAUAUAUUAGCCUUUAUUACCCAAAAACGCUUUGUUGCAUUCCAUCAUCGCCAAAUGUGAUUUGAAAGAACUGUACUAAUAAUCAGUUUUUCUCCAGGGAUUGAAAUGCUACUGUAAUACCAUAUGAUAGCAAAUCUUUUCCUCUCAGCUUGUAAAAGGGGCAUAUUUGAUCUGAUAUUAAAUGGCGGGUGACAAUGGGGGUUCUUCAAGAAGUGGUACAAGCCAGGGUGACACAAAUGUAUUGGUUCAAAUGUUACUGUUCAGUUGGAUAAAGUAGAUGACUGCAAUCACAGUAAAUAAAAGCUGUAUCUUCAAGCAAAA
Polypterus senegalus (gray bichir) is the source of this 7761-nucleotide messenger RNA. It is a transcript of the gene iffo1b, whose product is annotated as intermediate filament family orphan 1b. Lineage: Eukaryota; Metazoa; Chordata; Cladistia; Polypteriformes; Polypteridae. Bases 137 to 1924 code for a protein of 595 amino acids. The transcript has 9 exons. The record is from RefSeq and is a predicted model, not a curated record.